UAGAAGCGGUUGAAAGCUUAGAAGAAACUAUGAAAGAUGAAAUCAAACGGAACUCUACUAAGCCCCAACCCCAGCAGUACCAAGUAUACGAGGAUGUCAAGGAGAGUUUCGUGCCUGAACAUCCCAUAAGAGGCGAUGAGUACGUUAUUGAUUCUGGCAAAGUUCCUAACAGCUUUAUGUUACCGCCGAGUCAGAAGCCGCAGACGCUACAUGCAGUGAUGCGCCCUAAUUCUCCCAAUAAGCCACCGGGAAAUUUACGACCACCUUUCAAAAGACCAACACCUCCUGAGAUCAAAUUGAGGAGACCGUAUCCUGCUUAUCAAAAGAGCAAUACGGGCUAUCCUUUAUCAAUGCCUCAUCCGCAUAUUAAUCACGGCAUGCCUAAAAAACAGAAUAAGUACUCUAACAAUCAAUAUCGACCACCUAUGAACGGAAAUAGACCUGCCCAGCUACCCCCCAAUAUUCCGCCCAUGAAAGCGAUGCCACCGUUGCAUGGACCGCCCAAAAAUAUAUUCCAUCAACUAUCUAAAAAUGUACCUAAAGCCGCUAACAAUGUUGGACAACCAAUUAUUUUAGGCAAGCCAGGUCCAGGUGUAUCUUUUCCAACUCAAAGCCAAACUUUAAGUUUAGGCCACACUGAUUUAAUUGCUAAUCAAGUAGUUAAAAGCCAAAUAACGCUACCGGGCCCGAAUGAUGCAGUUGCACAGCAAAGUGCACCUCAACAGUAUUUCAGUAAACCCGGACAAAUAAUACUUGGAAAACCAAUGGAUAAUCCAUUACCUUUGGAGCAACAUAUACCUCAAAUGAAACCACACAUUGUACAAGCAUCCAAUGACAUUCCAGAGUAUCAUUCGCUUCCAACAACACAAGUCAAAAUUGCUGAACAACCUCAAGCACAAAAUGAAAUUAAAUCUUCAGACUUUAUUGGACAAUCGGCGGAUCCUUCAAAUUUCCCCCCAGCUGUUAACACAGGCUUCAAGCCCGAUUCUAUUGUGAUUGAAAGCGGUUUUAAGCCUAUUAUCAGAGAACCUCUGAUGGCAAGCGAAGAUAAAAUAGCAGAAUACGAAGGUAACACAGCUAAUAGAAGAGAGGAUACAGAUGUAGAAGAAGAUUAUGAAGAAGCUCCACAAUAUAUUAACACAAACCAUGCAUAUCCAAGCGAUAAAAUUACAGAAAGUUUUGAGCCUAUGUUCAUACCUUCUCCACCUGAUCAUUUAUUGUCAAAUAAAGACAAAACAAAGGAAGUGUUUCCGCGAAAUCAUGCUAAAGAAGAUAGACCUCACCCAGUUUACGUAAAAACAGAGUCUGAACUCAACGCAUUAUUUAGCAAGAAAAAUAUGGAAAGAGAUGUUCCAUCUGAUUUAGAAAUGGAAUCAAAUAGACCCAGACCAAGUUAUUUACCACCAGACCCAAAACUACCAAAAGAACACUCUCAAAAGCUAUCCUUCAGUGAUCAAACGUUCACCACCUACGAUGGAAAAACAGUUUCUGCCGCGACACUAACAAGUGUACCAGAAAUUGCAAAAAUGAACACAAAACUGUUUUCUGCAAAAUUACCUGCAAAUAGCGAACUUAUUUUAAAAACGCCACAAUUCGGUCCUUUCAUGGGUGAAAUACCACCUCAAGUUAUGGAACAUUUAAAGAAAGAUAACAAUGGCGCUUCUCCUUCUUUUAAAGAAUCAAAAACGACCCACCUCAAAUUAGUAAAUCCUUUAAACAGAUAUGAUGAACUUGAAACCGAUUUAAAAGCUGAGGGAAGCGAAAUGCAAGAAACGGUGGAUAAAAACAGUAACCCCGCUAAAAAUGAAGACGACGACUUGGAAGACUAUGAAGACUUAGACACGGCUGAACAUCAACAUAGACGAAAAAGAGACACAAAAGCAGCGCAGUUUGAAAGAGGAGAAGUCGAAGAACAAAGACCAAUAACCGAGUAUGGUGGUGACAAUAACAAAAUACAUCAAAUGGAUUACGAUUAUCAGCUUGUAAAAGCCUCUGCAUCGAAAGCGAUAGAAAGCUGGGCCGUGCAAAUCAUAUUAUUAAUGCUCUGGUAUAGAAUCUGUUAAGGAUUUAAUAUGUAAUAUUUAUUUAUUUAUUGGAUUAAAUUAUUGGCUUGCCAUCAAAUGCAUUUCAUCGAUGUAAGGCUGUGGUGUCCGUGACAACUCGCGCCUUCGAGCAGCUAGCUCCUUGACAUUUCCCACUUCUGUUACCAUUCUUCGCAAUUGCAAUUCAAUACUCUCUUAGAAUUAGUUUUUGUAAAUAUUUUCUACUUAAUUAUUUUAAAUAAUAAAUUAGAUUUUAAUUAUA
This is a messenger RNA of Zerene cesonia (dogface butterfly), 2304 nucleotides long. Its product is annotated as protein Skeletor, isoforms D/E-like. The coding region runs from base 30 to 2063 and encodes 677 amino acids. The transcript has a single exon. The record is from RefSeq and is a predicted model, not a curated record. NCBI's taxonomy places the organism in Eukaryota, Metazoa, Arthropoda, Insecta, Lepidoptera, Pieridae.